ACCCCUCCGACUCGCGACCCAUCAUGUUUUUCGUAGUGUGUUUGCUACUUUUGCUGCAGUGCCUUGCACAAGAUAUAAAAGAAGAACGGUUAACAUACAAACACUGCACGUGUCCCUGUUCCGACCUGGCACCGGUAGAGGUAGAUCCGUUCUUCGACGGCAACGCUAACUGUGUUGUAAUCCAGAACUUUUGGAGCAACGGUCAUCUGUUUACCAGCGAUAAAGCGUUCGAGGGCCGGCAUUACGUGUAUCACGAUGUGUCACACUUCCGAACCAAAAAGUGGAGAUACGUGCACACCAACCCAUGGAAGAUAUUCUACCCGUGGAAGAAUGUUAGCGCCAAGGCCGAGGUUCCGCUGGUCAUUCAAAACAUUCUCUCGAUGGAGUAUAUCGUUGUAACGGACGAUAUCGUCAAGCAAAGCUUCCGACAAGUGGUGACCAUCUUCGAUCUGACCACGUUUGCACUGUGGCACUUCGCCGCUGCACCGGAUGGUCAGUUUAAAAUUAAAAAUCACGUGACGAGAGAGUUUCUGUACGCGGAUGAGGUUGCCACCGACGACUGGGACCAGGGGAAGAUCUUCACCAACAUCGUGAAGCUAAACAGGUCUGACACACAUCCGGGACAGUACGUCUUCCUGAUACCGCCGUGUUAUCGAUAGGAGUGUGGUUACGGUUUUUUAGAAUUUAAAUUAAAAAAAAAUCUUUUAAAUAUUAUAUUUUAUCAUGUCGUCAAACAUAAAAUAGAGUUGUCAAUCAAUCCAUGCAUGAAAUAUAAUAAAUUGCUGUAUUUUUGCAUGGGAACCUA
This is a messenger RNA of Toxorhynchites rutilus septentrionalis, 805 nucleotides long. RefSeq lists its product as uncharacterized. The record is from RefSeq and is a predicted model, not a curated record. NCBI's taxonomy places the organism in Eukaryota, Metazoa, Arthropoda, Insecta, Diptera, Culicidae. The transcript has a single exon. The coding region runs from base 24 to 659 and encodes 211 amino acids.